AUGCAUACCCUUCAGCUAUCAGCCCUGGCAGCUAUUGUUCUGCCUGGGCUCUCGGUGCGAGCGGCUCCUAACCCGCCCUUGCAGAACUCCACUGCGACUCAAAACCCCCUCUUAAGCACUAGCUUUGGCAUCCCCGGGCAGGACUAUGAGUUCGACUACAUUAUCGUGGGCGGCGGUCAGGCCGGCCUCACAGUUGCUGGCAGGCUGGCUGAGAACAGGGAUCUCAGUGUGGGCGUGAUCGAGGCUGGCAGCUUCUACGAGAUCACCAACGGCAACCUCAGCGAGAUUCCGUCCUACGAUAACUGGUACACCGGCAAAGACAUGGACAACUGGCACCCGGGUGUUGACUGGGGCCUCGUCACUGAGCCCCAGGAGGCACUUCUCAACGCGCGGGCCCACUAUCCAAGAGGUCGCGUGCUGGGUGGAUGCAGCGCACGCAACUACAUGACCUACCAUCUUCCUACUCGGGGGUCCCUUGAGCAGAUGGCAGAGGCGGCCGACUCUGAUGCCUACAUAUUUGACAACUUCUUUCCUUACUUCACAAAAUCCCAGAACUUCACACCACCAGUUGGCGGCACCUUUGACCGGUUCGCAAACUCAACACCCGACUACGACCCGGCCAUGCUCGGCACCGAUGGGCCUCUGUCAGUGCUUUAUCCCAAAUACGCACAGCCCUUUGGCAGUUGGGCGGCAAUGGGCUUCGAGGCCAUCGGACUGCAUUCGCAGAGCGGUUUCGAGAGCGGCGACCUGUCAGGUGCCUAUGCCUACCCUCUCGCGACGAUCCGGAACGACGACAACACUCGCGAGUCGUCUGAGACAGCUUUCCUCCGGCCACACCUCAAUGUGCGCCAACCUAACCUGAUCACUUUCAUAUCAACCAUGGCUAAGCGUGUCCUGUUCGACGAGAACAGGCGGGCCACAGGCGUCCUCGUCGACACUCAAGGUCUCCAGUACACUCUGCGCGCACGCAGGGAGGUCAUCGUGUCUGCCGGUUCUUUCCACAGCCCCCAGCUCCUGAUGGUAUCGGGUAUCGGGCCCAGGGCCACACUGGAGGAGCACGGUAUCGAGGUGAUCCAGGACAGCCCUGGUGUAGGCCAGAACAUGAAGGACCACGUCCUCUUCGGCAGCACGUACAGGGUCAACGUUGUCACCGGCUCUGCCUUUGGUAAUCCUGAGCAGCGGGCUCUGUUCGAGGAGCAGUACGCGCACGGAAAUGGGCCCAUGACCAACCCAGGUAUUGACAUUCUCGGCUGGGAGCGUCUUCCUCGAAACAACCUCACCAACUCUACCAUCUCAACUCUGGACUCGACCUUCUCGGCCGACUGGCCUGAGGUUGAGUAUCUCCCCAACGGGGGCUACUUCGGUAACGCAACCAACUUCCAGACCAACCAGCCCCAGGACGAGUACCAGUACGCAUCCGUCAUCGCGGGUCUCGUGGCGACGCUUUCAACCGGCAACGUGACCAUCCAGUCCAACGACACGGCCGAUCACCCCAUCAUCAACCCCAACUGGCUAAGCCACCCCGUCGACAUGGAGGUUGCCAUCGCCGCCUUCAAGCGCACCCGCCAGGUCUGGGAGUCCCCGGCCAUGCAGCCCCUUCUGGUGGGAGAAGAGUACUUCCCCGGCCCCGGCUUUGUGACUGACGAGGACAUCUGGCGCCACAUCCAGGCGAGCUUCUCGCCCAUCUUCCACGCCGCCUGCACGUGCCGCAUGGGCCCCGAGGGCGACAGCAUGGCUGUGCUCGACGCCCAGGCAAGGGUCCGCGGUGUCGAGGGCCUGCGUGUUGUGGACGCCUCGAGCCUGCCCAUUCUGCCUCCCGGGCAUCCGAUGUCUGUCAUCUACGCACUCGCUGAAAAGAUCGUCGAUGACAUUCUGAACGGCAACUAA
Molecule: messenger RNA, 1887 nt
Organism: Diaporthe citri
Lineage: Eukaryota; Fungi; Ascomycota; Sordariomycetes; Diaporthales; Diaporthaceae
Exons: 3
Coding region: 1-1887 (628 amino acids)
Biological process (GO): secondary metabolite biosynthetic process
Molecular function (GO): flavin adenine dinucleotide binding; oxidoreductase activity, acting on CH-OH group of donors
Source: RefSeq, a predicted model, not a curated record